Dromaius novaehollandiae (emu) is the source of this 1770-nucleotide messenger RNA. It is a transcript of the gene HSD17B11, whose product is annotated as hydroxysteroid 17-beta dehydrogenase 11. Lineage: Eukaryota; Metazoa; Chordata; Aves; Casuariiformes; Dromaiidae. The transcript is spliced from 7 exons. Gene Ontology annotation, molecular function: oxidoreductase activity, acting on the CH-OH group of donors, NAD or NADP as acceptor. The record is from RefSeq and is a predicted model, not a curated record. The coding region runs from base 312 to 1205 and encodes 297 amino acids.
UCUCUUAGGAGUCACACAGAAGCUGUGCUUCCUUCACUACAUUUUACUUCUUAGGGCCGGCUUUUAUCUUUUUCACCUCUCUGCCAUGAAAAGGUGAUGGGGUUUGUUACAAAGUAAUUCGUUAAGCCUUUAAACCUAAAGGUUUUUUUGUUUUUUUUGUUUUUUUUUUUUGGCACUUGUCAUAGCUUACUUGCUGCUGCUAUUUUCAGUGGAGGACUUCUACUGGCUGCUGGUAAAUCAACAACCCACAUCAGUAUCAAAAGAGAUUAAAAUUCAGCCAGGCAAUAAAAAGAUAUUUUUUUAGAAGAAAAAUGAAUCUGUUCCUGGAAUUGCUGCUGUUUUUAGCAAUACUAAUCUAUUCCUACUUAGAAGCUUUUCUGAAGCUUUUUAUUCCCGUGAAGAGAAAAUCUGUCUGUGGAGAGAUUGUUCUGAUUACUGGUGCUGGCCAUGGAAUAGGGAGAGCUACUGCCUGUGAGUUUGCCAAGCGUCAAAGCAGACUGGUUCUGUGGGACAUCAACAAGCAUGGUAUUGAGAGCACAGCAGCAGAAUGCAAAAGGCUGGGAGCCACUGUUCAUACCUUUGUGGUGGACUGCAGGAAAAAGGAGGAAAUCUACAGUACUGCAGAAAAGGUGAAAAAGGACAUUGGAGAUGUCUCCAUCUUGGUGAAUAAUGCUGGUGUGAUUAUAACUGCAGACCUGCUCUCAACUCAGGAUCAAGAAAUUGAAAAAAUGUUUGAAGUGAACAUUCUUGCUCAUUUCUGGACAACAAAAGCUUUUCUGCCAACAAUGAUGAACAACAACUAUGGUCAUAUUGUCACAGUGGCUUCGGCAGCAGGUCAUGCUGUAACUUCUUUCAUGCUGGCUUACUGUUCAAGCAAGUUUGCUGCAGUUGGAUUUCAUAAAGCUCUAACGGAAGAGCUGUCUACACUGGGGAAGGAUGGAAUAAAAACAUCUUGUCUUUGUCCAGUUUUUGUAAAUACUGGCUUUGUGAAAAAUCCAAGUACAAGGCUUGGAAAUGUUUUGGAAAUUGAAGAAGUUGUAAACAAACUGAUGGAGGGAAUACUGACCAAUCAGAAAAUGAUUUUUGUUCCGUCAAAUCUAAAAAUUGCCUUAUUUUUUGAAAAGUUGCUUCCAGAACGUGCCUUGGGAGUUCUGAGAAAAAUUGAUUCUAUUAAGUUUGAUGCAAUUAUUAGAAACAAACAGUGAGAAAUGAAUUGGUUCCCCUUUUACAAUUCCAUGAGUGAAAACAGAAAAAGUGCUGAUUCUAGUUCAGUUAUUCUGAUUUAGAACAAAAUGUAAGACAAAUACUUCCCAGCCCCUAUCUCCCAGUACACCUAAAGCUGUAGCCAGCAUCUGCAGUAGGAACAUAUUUGUAUAAUAUGGCAUGUUAACAGAGCAGAGAUGCAGCUCAAGAGGUCAAAAGCGCAGUUUUGACUGUACCUAAUAUUGCCUUUGUCUCCAAGCACUGAGACAGAUUAGAAAUUCCAGCAAAGCCCAUUUUUGUCAGCACAGCUCAUGAGUGUGAGGGGAUUGCCUGACUAUAUGCUAAUCAGGAUUCAUCUGUGAGCAAAAGCAUGCUAUUUCACCUGAAUUUAUCAUUUUAAGUUUCAAAAAAACUCUAAUUCACACUCACAAUUUCAUUUGCUUUCAUAGUGAGUACCUGAAGUAAUGUAGUCUUUGAAUCAGAUGUUAUCAAAUUACAUUAAUUAUCAAUUAUGCGUUAGUACAGUUGGCACAACUGAUGCAGAAUAAAUAAAAUUCUUAAAGUCGA